GGAAAGGGCAGAACCCGGAUCCAAACUGUUGAUGGCGCUCCCAGCGUGGCUGGGAUCCACCUCAUUCUCCACUACGCUUCUGCCCACGGAUCGCCGAGGAUCCUCACCCAAGCUCGCUACACCACAAAGACCCUUGUGGACCAGGGUUUCGUUUCACCCGAUGAGGACGGCAAGACGUUCCACCUGGCAGCUUACAACCUCUUCCCUGUCAAACAUUCGUACAAUCUCACAUCUCGUGGCCUUCACUGCACCCCUCUAUCUUCAGACGCUCAGAGCAUACCCUACCCUCUGGCCAUUUUUGACGGAGUCAUGGCGAAGCGGGUGCGUCAGCAGUUGGAAUGGAUUCGGGAGGGCCGCCACAACGUUUGCUUGGUGUUUGGCGAGGACGGGAGGCGAUUCGUGCAAAUGGUCGCAGAAGCGGGCAGCCAUGAAUCUGUUGGUUUCGCGUGGACGGCUCCUGCCCUCCGCCCCGAGGAGUAUGGAGGUGAUGCACCGAUAUGCCAUCUGCUUCAAAGACUGGCAGAGGAGCAAUUUGUAGCCUCAAGAGACAUCGAGACCCUCUUGAAGCCUUUCCCUGCCCUCGCUAAGGCCUACUGUGAACACGACCCGACCAGAAGACAACAAGUCAGCAUCGACAUGCGCUUCAUGUACGACCCUGUUAUCGCCUCGGGUGGUACCCUCUUCAUCAACGUGGUCCAUCCUCAACGGUCAGACGAGGUCGACAACCCGCCCCAUGUCGUCCAGCAGCUGGACUUUGCGGUGUCUUUCGUCAAGAGUCUGGUUCACGGAGCGAGUACAGCUCCAUUUUACUAUCAGAAGCAUCACGACAGGGUCGCCUAGGAGAGUGGAAGGCGUCGCGGCAUGCGUCUUUUGCGAGAUAGCCUCACGAGGGAGACGCAGGAGAUGCACAGACUUGAAUGUGAGGCGUAUG
This is a messenger RNA of Kockovaella imperatae, 931 nucleotides long. RefSeq lists its product as hypothetical. NCBI's taxonomy places the organism in Eukaryota, Fungi, Basidiomycota, Tremellomycetes, Tremellales, Cuniculitremaceae. Bases 310 to 840 code for a protein of 176 amino acids. The transcript has a single exon. The record is from RefSeq and is a predicted model, not a curated record.